Molecule: messenger RNA, 4666 nt
Organism: Electrophorus electricus (electric eel)
Lineage: Eukaryota; Metazoa; Chordata; Actinopteri; Gymnotiformes; Gymnotidae
Gene: thrap3b
Product: thyroid hormone receptor associated protein 3b
Biological process (GO): positive regulation of transcription by RNA polymerase II
Cellular component (GO): mediator complex
Molecular function (GO): DNA binding; transcription coregulator activity
Source: RefSeq, a predicted model, not a curated record
UGUGCGCGCGCGCUAGCUCAGAGCUGGCAAGAACCAGGAAGGAAAUUUGACCUCCUGCUUCUGCGUUUUUUGGGGCAAGCAAAUGGUCAGGCUGCAUAAUGCACAUAUGGCUGUUGCACGAUUAAUCGAUGGGUUGUUUUUCUUUGAUUCGGCAGUAACUGAGAUGUGUUUUGAGAAAGCUAAUUGAACAAGGUGUUUUGCUUUGAAGAAUAUCAGACUCCGCUAAUCCGCUUCGACGUCGAGCGCAAAAUAUAGCCGAGCCUAGUUAGCGCGCGUGCUAGCUAACCAAUUAAUCACACUCCCCUCGUGCCCCCGCGCUGAGGGGGUCUUCGCGCGACUUUACAGUGAGGUUUUGCCAAGACGUGAUUACAGAGAUGUCCAAGGCACUGAAUUCUCCUUCUCACUCACAGUCCAGAUCGAGGUCCCGGUCUCGGUCCCGGUCUUACACGCGAUCUCGGUCCAGCAGCCGUUCUCGCUCGAGGUCCCGAAAGCAUCGUUACAGCUCUAGAUCUCGCUCCCGUUCACAUAGUCGGGACAGGAACUACCCCUCAAGAGAUUUUCAGAGUAAUCGUGGAUAUAAUCGUGGUUUUCGUGGCUAUCGGCGACCCUACUACUACAACCGUGGUAGAGGUCGUGGGUAUUUUCCCCGCGGCUACCACAGAGGUGGAGGAGGAGGUGGUGGUGGUGGUGGUACUGGCAACUACGGCUACCGCUCCAACAACUGGCAUGGUGGCCACCGUGACCAGCAACAACCUUAUGAGCACCAUGCUCACAGCCCUAAGAGGGGGCGCUCUCGCUCUCGAAGCCCUCGCAAGCGUUCCGGAAGUCGCAGCCGCUCUCGUUAUUCUGAAAGAUCGUCUUCCCGUUCCCGCCAUUCCAGCUCCUCUUCACGUUCCUCGUCGCCUCGCCGUCGCAAUUCGAGCUCUGGAAAACCCCACUCAAAAGAUUCAAAGAGUAAAGCUUCACCAGGAGAGGGAAAAGAGACUACUAGUAAAGAGCGGGAAUCCAAGCCUUCCGAAACUGCUCCUGAGGAUACUUCAAGCAAAUGGGAGAAUUUGAGUGACUAUGGCACCAGUCCAAAUCAGUCUGGCCAAGGGCCAGCAGCAUCAGGGACUCAGCCUGAGGUCAAGGUGUCCCUCUCUGGAGCUACGGGUAAUGGUGCCUCUGUUUGGAGAAGCAGUGACCCUGACACCAAGAGCUCACCAAAGCCAGGAACAACAACUGGCUUUGGUUUCUUCUCAAAGGAAGACAUGAAGGCGGGAGACAAAACGGCCAUCUCCACUGCAUUUAAAAAGUUUUUGGCGGAGAAGAAAAAGCCAACAUCUGACUGGGAUAACGGUCAGAAUCAAGAUCUGGGUUCUGGCGAUGCUGAAAAGGAGAAGAGCAGCAGAAAGCAGAGGGGCGUUUUUGAUAUGGAUCCAGUUUAUGGUGAGUCAAAGUCUGAAAAGGGUCUCCCUUUCCUGGGUGAGGAUGAAGAUUACUCCAAGGCCUUGAAAGAGAGAAAGACCGAGGAGGAAUCCAAGUAUAAAAUAAAAGGGACUAUAUCUGCCCGGGAUUUAUUUGAGGAACGUUUUGGGAAAUGGGACGAUGACUCCUUUGUGUCCAACAAAGAUUUGGUGCAGCGGGAAGAAGUGGAUGAAGACGAACAUGUGAUUGAGGAGCUUUACCGAAGCCGCAAGCAAGCUGCUCGGAAAGAAGAGAAGGCCUCCAAGAAGAAAGAGAAGAAGAAAAACCGGAUCAGUCCAUCAUCUCCAUCAUCCCCCAGAACCUCAGAGAGGGCCAAGCCACUCUUCCCUGCAGCAAGGGAGGUGUCACCUCCAGCCAGACCCUCUAAGAAGAGAGACCCCGAAUUCAAUUUUAGUGUGGAAACAUUCACUGAUGAUGCUGAGAGCUCGUCUGGUGCACUGGCCAAAGAGAGGCGUUUGUCUCAGGAUUUAGUGCACCCUCUCAAAAAAGACCACGAGGAGUUUCGCUCCAUUUUCCAACACAUUCAGGCUGCUCAGCUGCGUCGUAGCCCUUCAGAGCUGUUUGCUCAACACAUAGUCACAAUUGUGCAUCACAUCAAAGCUCAGCACUUUCGCUCAUCUGGGAUGUCACUGAAUGAACGAUUCGGCAUGUACCAAAGAAAAGCAGCACAGAUGGAAUUGAUGAAGCAGAGAAAGAGCCCUGAGAUCCACAGGAGAAUUGAUGUGUCUCCCAGUGCUUUUAAGAAGCACUCUCGACUGUUUGAGGAUGUGGAAGAGAGCGAAUACAAGGAUUAUGGUAAAAAAUAUGAAGGAGACUCGAUGGACCUGCGUUUGGAUAUUGAGCGCCGAAAAAAAUACCCCAAACGGGAGGGGGGAAAAGGCUCCGGUGGGUCCCGCACCCCCAGCCGCGACCUGUCCCCCGACAAGCCCUCCAAACACAAGAAGUCCAAGAAAAGCAAGAAGAAGCGUGAGCGGUCUCCUUCCUCCUCUUCCUCCUCCUCCUCUCCCUCCCCGCAGCCGUACCGGCAGAGGGAGUACCACGGGGAGGAGGGCGAGCAUGUGGAGAAAGGGGGCUUUGAUAAGUCCCGCCUGGGGCCCAGAGAGUACCCGGGGUCUAUGGAGCGCGGUCACCGUGACUACGAGGGUGCUCACCUAGAGCGGGGCUACGAGAGAGGAAGAGGAGGGUAUGAGCGUGGUGGAUACGACCGGGGCGGAUACGACCGAGGACGUGGCGGAUAUGACAGGGGAUUUCCUAGAAUGAGAGGCAGAGGAUGGAACAGGGGAAAUUACCCUGGCAACAGUAACAAUGGUAACCCUUCAAACAUGGGUGGGCCUAUACGACCACAGGAUGAGGAGUGGGAUCCUGAGUAUACCCCUAAGAGCAGGAAAUACUACCAGCAUGAUGACCGUGACCGGGAAGGGGAGAUGAAGUGGGCUGAUGGGCGUGGCCGGGGGCGUGGCCUGUACCCUCGGGGGCGUGGUUCCUUUACUGUGCGCAGGGCGAGCGGCAGCGGCGGCGCUGGCGGCAGCCCCAAGUGGACCCACGACAUGUUCCAGGGCACCACGGAGGAGGGAGAGCUGCCCGACGACGGUUCCGAGCUCGCUCACAAAGACGAGGACAAGGCAGCAGACAGCACAGCUUCCAAGCCCUAGACAGACGUUUCCCAAACCCAGUCCUCUCGUGUUCACAGUCCAUGUUUUCACUCUGUCCCAGCUCCCUGAGCAGCUCUACCAUUGUUCCCAGCAUUCUGUGUUCUUCACUGCUUGUUUUGAGCAUACUAGGAGUAACUGGGAUAGGGCAAAUGUGGACUGUUUGGCAGUCCCCGAGGACUGGAUUGGGAAACCCUGGUAGAAAAGACCCUCUCUUCCUUCAGUUCUGGUUUGGUCUUUUUCCACACCCCCUCCUCCCUCCCUUUUCUUCUUUCUCUUUAGUGGCUACUGCAGUUGUGAUCCAUCUACCACAAACACCAGUGUCUCGGUCUGUUGGAAUAUGCAGUAGCCUUGUUCUUUUGAGCCACUGUAAGUUGCUGUAAGCAGUAACUGCUAUUUUGUUGAUUUUGUUUUUUCGAAUGUGUUGUGACUUUGAUUUAAUAUCCAAAGUUCAUUUGUGUGGGUUUUGAUUUUUCAUUUGGCAACAGUAGAAAAUAACGUUCUAGCCAGCCCUCUUCUGUUUUUGACUGGAAGAAUCUUUAAUUUCUGCUCUCUGCACGCACGAGACUUCGCACUUGUGCCUUAGAGCCGGGAACUGUAGUUAAGUGUAACUUUUUAUUAUUAAUGGUAGUAGCGUUUUGCGUUUUUGAUUUAACGUUUCCCAAACUAGCUUUACCUACCCCUUUUCCCAUUUGCUACAUGAAAAGAUGAAUCCAUGUAGUGCCGGUGGUUGUUGGAUUUGUUGUGUACAGAGAUAUGGGCUCUUGGAUCUGAAGUAAAGCUGUGCUGUAUAAAAUUCAGACUGUAUUUACUCUGUGUCUAAUCUGUAGACUAUGGCCUAUAGCACCUUUUUAUCUCUGCACUAACCCACUGUGUACCAGACACAUUUUCAACAGGAGGUAAGUAAUAAACUGUCAAGAGUAUGUUAAACUUCAUGUUUCAUAUGUGCUUUCAGACCCAAAAUAAUUAGUUUUUUUUUUUUUUUUUUGAUUAAAGGUGAAUUGUAAUACAUGUCUGACCUUUGUGUAACUUUGUUUUUGCAUUUAGCCUGUUUAACUUGUACUUUUGUGCCACAGUAACAUGGUUUUGAUUUUAAGUGUGGAUGGAUAAAUGGCUAAAACUAAGGAGAGAUUGAUGCAUCAUCUUACUGUGGCCUCUGUAUGCAAAGUAACAUGCAACAGAUCAGUGCGAUUACCAUAUUUUAGAUGAACAGCAAAAACAGCAUUUUAGCUACACAAAUUUUUAGAAUCCCAGUACCACAAGUCUUUUUUUUUUUCUUUUUUUUUUAAUUUUAUUAACUGAUUUUGUCCUAAUGGCAUCAGAGUGCUGUAAUACCUUGUGAAUCUAAAAUGCACCCCCUGCAAUUGAAACAACCUCAGUGCUGUUUGUAGACUGUCCUGGUGUCAUCCUCAGUACUUUAUUAUUAUUUUUUUUUGUGCUUGCUUCAUUUGUAAUUACUAUGAAACUGUUUUGUUACAUUUAUACUAUUCUGGCAGUGCUUUGAUUUUUGUCUGUGUUUCUGUUUCAAUAAAACCCUUGGUUUAUUUACA